CCCUUUUGCUCUGUCCCCUUUAAGCAUGCUAAAAACAACCUGUGAUACUUACACUCUGUCCGUCUUACAUUGAGAAACCUGACCGCAAGGGUGCUAUUACGAAACAUGGAGUGCCACAGCAUCAGCGUCCGGUUGGCAUGGCACAUGAUAUAAGCACAUUUGUUGCCUGUAGGCAUAUCUAGAGCAUCUGUCUUUGGUUUAUGUGUCUGCAGGAUGUGUGCAAUGAACUGAAAGUGGAGGGCACUUUGGUGGGGUGUUCAGUGUAGCAGACGCUUAGCAAGUCCAAGGUUGUUUCUGUGCAAGCUUAUUCACAGAUGCUUGAGGUGUGGAGCUGAAUCUUCAAUGGUAGGCGGCUGCUGAAUCACCAAUAAAGAGAACCUGAUGGCAAAGGCGUUGUACGACAAUGUCCCAGAAUCCCCAGAGGAGCUGGCCUUUCGCAAGGGCGAUAUCCUGACAGUCAUUGAGCAGAACACCGGUGGACUGGAAGGCUGGUGGCUCUGUUCGCUGCACGGUCGCCAGGGCAUCGCACCUGGCAACCGCCUCAAGCUGCUCAUUGGGCCCAUGUUUGAGAGCCAGACACCAGCCAGCCCCUCACCUUCUCAGAGCCUCGCCCAACAGCAGAGACCCCGCACACCACAGGGCCUGUACCAGGUGCCCCCCUCCCACCAGCCCAGCCAGGGCUCUGCACAGGGUAUCUACCAGGUCCCACCCUCACAGGAUCUGUACCAGGUCCCACAGAGGAGUGCACUGGCUGCAGAUGGAAUGCCUAGCAAGGUGCUGACCCCAACACGAGUUGGACAGACAUAUGCCUACAGCCCUGCACCCAACAACUCUCAAGACCUGUACGAUGUGCCACCAAUUCGACAACAGGGGGUUUCACAGGUUUAUGAUAUUCCACCUGGGAAACAGAUAGGAAAGCACAUGAGCCCUCAUGGCCAGGGUCUAUAUGACAUCCCUCCGGCACAGGACACACGGAAUCAGGGGGUGUAUGACAUCCCUCCUCCAUCACAAGGGGUGUAUUCGAUCCCACCUUGCAGGAAUAAUGCUGCACAAGAUGAAGGCAACUACGACUUUCCCCAACCUCACAAACAGAAGCCGGAGGGCAUAUAUGACGUUCCACCAUCAUUCGUCUCCAAAUCUACCCAGUGCUCCCAGUCCAAUUAUGACUUUCCUCCGGAAAACCGCAUGGUUGCUAACAGCGACAACAGCAUCUAUGAUGUUCCUGCUAGCCAGCCAGCCAUGGCAGGAUCCCGAGAUCUCUAUGAUGUUCCACAGGGGCUGCCACAGCGGGAUCGCAACAAGGGCAUCUAUGACGUCCCACCUACAGAUUCACGCUCACUGGCCGACGUAACCGAUGGCAUGAAUCGCCUUUCAUUUUCCAGCACCGGAAGCACGCGCAGCAGCAUGUCUACUUCUUCCUCUUCAGCAGGGUCGCCAGCUGAGGGUCGUUUAGCGCUAGACCUGGACUCCGCCUUGCAGCGGCUCGGCCGCCUACAGCAAGGCCUAGAUACUUCUGUCUCUGCCCUCCAGAGCUUCGUCGCCUCACCCAACUGGCGGACGUAUGCCUUCAUGGAACGCCAUGGCAAUGAAGUGCGUCUGACACUGGAGCGUGUGCGUAGCACCCUGGCUGAAAUCCUGGCCUUCGGACGAGGGGCAGCCACCAACGCCACGGCCCUGUCCGACCCAGGGUUGCACUCGAAGCUGCGCCGGCAGCUGCAGAGGCUAGAAGACUCACAGCAGAUCCUGCAGCAGACUCACCAGAGCCUAGAAAACAGUGGCUGGGCACUCAACGUCCUGGCAGCAGGAGGCAAGCAGCAAGGCAAAAGCGAUGACUUGGACCGCUUUGUCAUGGUGGCACGGACAGUGCCAGAUGAUGCCAAGCAGUUAGCAUCAACGAUAGGAAGCAGCGCAGAGCUGCUGUUCCGAAGGCCACCAGUAGAGGGCGUCGUUCACCCCUUCACCUGCUCCCCGGCGGAGGAGGACAACCACAGCUGCCAGACCAAACCUUUCCCUGUGCCACAGGACAGCGAGAAGUGUGUGAAAAGCUGGAUGGAGGAUUACGAUUACGUCCAUUUGCAGGGUAAAGAAGAAUUUGAGCGUCAGCAGAAGGAGCUCUUAGACAAGGAAAACAUCAUGAAGCAGAGCAAAGUCCAGCUGGGGCAGGAACAGUUGAACCAGUUCAAGCAGUUGGAGCAGGAGGUGAUCAAACCUGUAGAGAAUGACAUCACCCAGUGGAUCUCCCAUCAACAUUCCACAGGCUCCUCCUCCCCUUCAGACUCCUCCUCCACCUCCUCUGUGGGGGGCGGGGCUCAGCUGUGUGGGCGGGACCGCCAGCUGCUAGGCUUCUACGCUGAGCAGUGCGAGCAGCACUUUGUGACUCUGCUGAAUGCCGUGGAUGCGUUUUUCGGUUGUGUGGCAGCUGGACAACCUCCGCGAAUCUUCGUAGCACACGCCAAAUUCGUCAUUCUCAGUGCUCACAAGCUUGUGUUUAUUGGGGACACUCUAUCACGACAGGCCUCGACGCCCGAAGUGGCCAACCGGGUGAUGGACUCCAGUAAUGUGCUUUGCGAGAUGCUCAAGACGGUGGUGGGCGCCACCAAGAUGGCCGCCCUUCAUUACCCAAACACAGCCGCUGUGCAGGAAAUGGUGGACCGCGUCACGGACCUUUCACACCGGGCACAGCAGUUUAAAGCACAGCUCUUGCAAAUGGCAGCAUUAUGAUCUCAUCAGUGCGAGUCAGUUCAAAAACCAGGACGUUCUGAACAUUGUAAUUUAUAUGUAUUGGGCACAUCAACAAAAGCUGUCUUUUGUACAUAAGUACCAUUUCCUUCUGCUCUGUAAAUAUUCGGCUCUAUUUUUGUUUAGAUUUGUUUUAUAUAAUAUUAAGAAUGGUAUGAAUAUAUAUGAAUAAGAAAUAUGCUUUUAAAAGCUGUAUGUUAACAUUCCAUUUUUUCUUAUUAAGCACCUUAUAAGUUGCCAUUGAAUUUGUUAUUAUGAUCUGUAGAUAAAUGCUGCACCUGCUGCUGGAAAACAAAGAGGUUCUUUCAGUUUCUUGCAUUAUGUUGCAUUCUGUUCUGCAGACAACAUGGUUAUGAAAGUAAAAACCUGUACUUAACCAGAUGAUUUUUGUUUCGUUCUCAUUAUAUUGCAGUAUGGUUUAAGACCAAAAAUGUUGUGUCAAUGUUAAUAGGCAGCAUAAAAAGAUGCCCUGUGUGCUAUUAAUCUGCUGAACUAUUG
Messenger RNA from Colossoma macropomum (tambaqui), 3237 nucleotides. RefSeq names its product neural precursor cell expressed, developmentally down-regulated 9 (gene nedd9). Bases 382 to 2721 code for a protein of 779 amino acids. Gene Ontology annotation, biological process: cell surface receptor protein tyrosine kinase signaling pathway; cell migration. The transcript is spliced from 7 exons. Lineage: Eukaryota; Metazoa; Chordata; Actinopteri; Characiformes; Serrasalmidae. Gene Ontology annotation, cellular component: plasma membrane; cytoplasm. Gene Ontology annotation, molecular function: protein binding. The record is from RefSeq and is a predicted model, not a curated record.